Molecule: messenger RNA, 804 nt
Organism: Brassica napus (rape)
Lineage: Eukaryota; Viridiplantae; Streptophyta; Magnoliopsida; Brassicales; Brassicaceae
Product: chlorophyll a-b binding protein 1, chloroplastic
Biological process (GO): response to light stimulus; photosynthesis, light harvesting in photosystem I
Cellular component (GO): chloroplast envelope; plastoglobule; chloroplast thylakoid membrane
Source: RefSeq, marked provisional
AUGGCCGCCUCAACAAUGGCUCUCUCCUCCCCUGCCUUCGCCGGAAAGGCCGUCAAGCUUUCCCCAGCAGCAUCAGAAGUCCUUGGAAGCGGCCGUGUGACAAUGAGGAAGACCGUAGCCAAGCCAAAGGGCCCAUCAGGCAGCCCAUGGUACGGAUCCGAGAGAGUCAAGUACUUGGGCCCAUUCUCCGGCGAGCCACCGAGCUACCUUACCGGAGAGUUCCCCGGAGACUACGGAUGGGACACCGCAGGUCUCUCAGCCGAUCCCGAGACGUUCGCGAGGAACCGUGAGCUAGAAGUUAUCCACUGCAGGUGGGCCAUGCUCGGAGCCCUAGGCUGCGUCUUCCCGGAGCUGUUGGCCAGGAACGGAGUCAAGUUCGGAGAGGCGGUUUGGUUCAAGGCCGGUUCGCAGAUCUUCAGCGAAGGAGGACUUGAUUACUUGGGAAACCCUAGCUUGGUUCACGCUCAGAGCAUCUUGGCUAUUUGGGCUACUCAAGUGAUCUUGAUGGGAGCCGUUGAAGGUUACAGAGUCGCAGGAGAUGGGCCGUUGGGAGAGGCCGAGGACUUGCUUUACCCAGGUGGCAGCUUUGACCCGUUGGGUUUGGCUACUGACCCAGAGGCCUUCGCGGAGUUGAAGGUGAAGGAGAUCAAGAACGGAAGAUUGGCUAUGUUCUCUAUGUUUGGAUUCUUUGUUCAAGCUAUUGUCACUGGUAAGGGACCUUUGGAGAAUCUUGCUGACCAUUUGGCUGAUCCAGUUAACAACAAUGCAUGGGCCUUUGCUACCAACUUCGUUCCCGGAAAGUGA